Molecule: messenger RNA, 3926 nt
Organism: Motacilla alba alba
Lineage: Eukaryota; Metazoa; Chordata; Aves; Passeriformes; Motacillidae
Gene: GATA4
Product: GATA binding protein 4
Biological process (GO): negative regulation of transcription by RNA polymerase II; positive regulation of transcription by RNA polymerase II; cell fate commitment
Cellular component (GO): nucleus
Molecular function (GO): RNA polymerase II cis-regulatory region sequence-specific DNA binding; zinc ion binding; DNA-binding transcription factor activity, RNA polymerase II-specific
Source: RefSeq, a predicted model, not a curated record
AUGUACCAGAGCUUAGCCAUGGCAGCCAACCCCGGCCCUCCGGCGUACGAGGGGGCAGGUGGCUUCAUGCACAGCGCGGCCGCAGCGUCCCCGGUCUAUGUGCCCACCACGAGGGUCACCUCCAUGCUCCCCAGCCUGCCCUACCUGCAGAGCAGCGGCUCUUCCCAGCAAGGCAGCCCCGUCUCCAGCCACUCCAUCUGGACUCAGCCCGGAGCCGAAAGCGCCGCUUACAACCCUGGAUCUUCUCACCCUCCCGUGUCACCUCGGUUCUCCUUCUCCACCAGCACUCCCAUCCCGGCCACCUCUUCCCGGGAAGCGGCGGCGGCUUACAGCAGCUCCUUGAACCUUUCUGCUAACGGGAGGGAGCAGUACAGCAGGGGUUUCGGCAGCUCCUAUUCCAGCCCCUACCCGGCCUACAUGAGCCCCGAAAUGGCCACGACCUGGACUUCCUCGCCCUUUGACAGCCCCAUGCUGCACAACCUGCAGAGCCGAGGGACGCCCGCGGCCGCCCGCCACGCCAACAUCGCAGAAUUUUUUGAUGAUUAUUCUGAGGGGCGAGAAUGUGUCAACUGUGGGGCCAUGUCCACGCCGCUGUGGAGGAGGGACGGCACGGGGCACUACCUCUGCAAUGCCUGCGGGCUCUACCACAAGAUGAACGGCAUCAACCGGCCCCUGUUCAAACCCCAGAGGAGGCUGUCAGCAUCCCGCCGCGUUGGGCUCUCCUGUGCCAACUGCCACACGACGACCACCACGCUCUGGCGCAGGAACGCCGAGGGGGAGCCCGUCUGCAAUGCCUGCGGGCUCUACAUGAAGCUCCAUGGGGUCCCAAGGCCUUUAGCCAUGAGAAAAGAGGGAAUUCAGAAGAAACGCAAGCCUAAGAACCUUAACAAAACAAAGGCACCAGCAGGCCCAUCCAGCAGCGAGAGUCUUACCCCGACCACCAGCUCCACCAGCAGCAGCAGCAGCAGCACCACGACCACCGAGGAAAUGCGCCCCAUCAAAACAGAACCUGGGCUCUCAUCUCACUAUGGGCACCCCAGCCCUGUUUCUCAGGCAUUCUCAGUCUCUGCCAUGUCCGGACAUGGAUCAUCCAUUCACCCUGCGAUCUCAGCUCUGAAGCUUUCCCCCCAGGCUUACCAGUCAGCCAUGAGCCAGUCUCCCCAAACCAGCUCCAAACAGGACUCCUGGAACAGCCUGGUGCUGGCUGAGAACCACGGGGACAUCAUAACUGCAUAACCUGGCCCUUUCCCUAUGAACUCCAGGCUGAUCCGCUUGAGAGAUGAAGAAGAUGCCACGUAAUCAUCAAGUCAAUGUUGUCUCCACCUCCCCUGCUCUCCUGCCUUCUCUCCCCUUGUGAGAUGUUCCAGCAAAGAGGUAAAGAGAACUUAUCCAAGGUGUAGGGGAGCUCUUAUGAAAUGAACAGAGAAGACUCAAAUCUCAGAGUAUCUCAAGGAUUUGAAGCCUUUUUUCCCCACUUUAAAUGAGCCUCUCUAUUUGACUGUCACCGCGUACUAUGAAACAGCCAGAAACACAGAGAUGGACACAGUUCUUGAGUUUUAUUUAACAAUAUCUGGCAUUUAAAAACUCAGACAGAGACAAUUCUUCUGUCACCACCCAUUCUUUUCCCUAACAGAAGAAAAUGCCAUUGUUUUCUCAUGACCCAAAUUCAGUGAUCUUCCACCAAACGGAGCCAGUUCCAGGACAGUUUGCUGAAAAGACUUCACUAGGGAUUCUUUAGUGGCUUUAGUGGAUUUGAUAUGAUGUAGGGCAGAGAAAAAAAGAUAUAUCCCCCUUCCUCCGCAGCUCACACAUGUAGAGCAUUGUCUUCAUUUUUCUAGAUGGUCUGGAAAGCUCAUGAAUGUCCGUAUUUAAUAGUAACUCCUUUCCUAUUUAUCACUACGAAAUCAUUGGACUGUGUUUCCAAAAGGUUGUUGGCUGAGCCUGGAGUAGGUCUGUCCAAAGUCAAAGGAGGAUUUUGGAAGAAGGAACCUUCUGGAAGAAGGUAGAUGAGACCCAUGCUGGCCAUCAAAUCCUGGAGUAAAUGGCUGGGCUCUUCCCUGAUGGAUAGCGACAAGCCAGGUUUAGAGAUGAUUCAGGAGCACAGCAAGUGAAAGAUGCUCUUCUAACGCUGCUGGGCCACUGCUUCUCAGACAGAUAAUUUAAUUAUUUUGCCUAUUUUUAUGUUGGUUUGGAUGCCACUGAUGAAAUCUGACUGUCACUUAUUUUGGCUGUACUGUGAGUGCCCACUUUCCCCCUAACAGCUGGCUCGUGACCAUUUCCCACAUCUAAUCCUUUAGGAUUUCACUUUUUGCAACAAGCAGUGGCUUCAGCCCCUACUGGAGGUGGCAGGGGCUGUUUUCCUUAUCAAGCAUGUGCACAGACUUGCUUGCCUGCAAGAGAAGCACAACUCCAUUAAACAAGACUCGACUGUUUGCUUGCCCAUAAGGCUCUCAGCUACCAGGGAAUCCUGGCAAAUGGAGUCGGAGGAGAUGCGAAGAGCAGGACUCAUUCCCUUUUCCCAAAGGGAUCAGUCCUGCCUAAUCCAGCCCUGACUGCUCUGCCUCUGGUUUAACAGACUCAAACUCCAGCAUGGCAGACGCCACAGCUCCCCUGGGCAGUCCAAGUGCUUCACCAGAUGCUUCCCAUGACGUUUGCAUCAACGUUUCCAAGGAAGGACAGCUUUGCCUGUCCACGCAGAGAGUUCCUGGGAGACCUCAUCCUGCAAGAUUCUUCACUCUGGUUUCUGUCUGCUCCCAAGCUCUGUUACCCUUCUUGCCUUCCCAGCUCCUCUCUUUUCCUCCCCACAUCCAGAACUUGAGUGCAGAGCUACCAAGUGAAAAAUCUCCAAGGGGGAUUGUGCAACCUUCCCAAAUGUGCCACCCUCUGCCUCCCACUCCACAAGGAGUGUUCUUCCACACAAACUAAGGCACAUGACUUGGUGAAGAGGAGAGCCACGGACAAGUUUGAAGCAAAAGAAUGGCAUUGUGUUGUCUUUGCUUGAACUCACCCUUUUCCUCCCUGUGGUGUAAAAGCUUCUCUAAGGAGAAGGAUUCAACUGGACUGGUCAUGACUGGAGAGUCCUGGACCCUCCCGCAUCCCCCAUUCUCUCCAUAGCUCAGAUUUGCAGGGUUUUGUAGGGGUGACAGAGCCUCCACACUCCCUAGAGAAAAGCACCAUGGCAAUGGUGCCUUGGGAACAGCUGGGUGGUGUUUGCACCAGUUCCCACUGCUUUGUGGAGCUAAUGCAGUGUUUAGCCUCAUUAGUGCUAAUUACACAUGAGGGAAAGACAUUUAUGAAACAUGAAAUAUAAAGAAAUGAAAUACUGUGAUUGUGUUCAGAUAUGCUAGGCUUUAGAGAAGAGGCCAGAAAUAGCCCUGAAAAAUUUGGAUUUGAGGUGAAAACACAAAGGUGUUUCUCCAUUGGCAGGAAGAUCUUUUGCCAAAUGCCUCCUUAAGUAAAUCCCUUUGUAAAUGGCAGUUGAGCUCUCCCGGGAUCUGGCUGUGAAUUCCUGGCCAUAACACAGCAGCCUGCACCACAAAAUGCCACAUGGCUCACGUCAACUUUUGAGACAUCCAGAACUACCCUGGAAAGCCCCAAGAGAGACUGGAGCCUCCUGAUGAGGAUUAAAAGUCCAGAUCAACCACAUCCCCAUUUAUACUUCCAUCUGGAGGCUCACACUGGUUCUACCUUCCCUUCCCUAUUGCUGUGCUCCACCUCCUUCCCUCAAAGCCAAAUUCCCCGGUGGAAUUUUUCUCCUGCCCUUAAAACCCACUCAGAGAUGCCAGAAAGAACUCUGCUUAUAAUGCCAGAAGGAAAAAUCCCUGCAGAACAUAUCUGCCUUAUGUCUCCUUGGUAGAGAUUUUUUAACUGGAUUUAAGCCUUCCUCAAAGCCUGAAAAAAAAAUUCUUGAAACAGAGUGAGGAGCA